Messenger RNA from Misgurnus anguillicaudatus (oriental weatherfish), 1547 nucleotides. Its product is annotated as C-type mannose receptor 2. The record is from RefSeq and is a predicted model, not a curated record. NCBI's taxonomy places the organism in Eukaryota, Metazoa, Chordata, Actinopteri, Cypriniformes, Cobitidae.
AAGGAACAUAUGCUAUAACUUUUUUAACAAAUGGGCGGGGCUACAGCAUAAGAACAUGCAAAGAACUGUGAAAGUUCCCAUUUUAAAAUAAACCAAGAACAAGAAGAGUUCAAAAACCAGCCGACUCACUUUAAAGGUACAAUCCACUGACAGCUGGAAAAAGAUGAAGCAGUUGUGUCUUUUUAUCUUGUCCUUCUUAGGACUCUUGUCUGUAGCUCUCUGUAGACAUCGUGAGUAUAUUCUGAUCAAAAAGUUAAAGACAUGGACAGACGCACAAACUUACUGCAAAAUCAAUUACAUGGACCUGGCCACCAUUCAAACUGCUGAAGAUCUGACAUAUCUACAAAAGAAAGCAGAUGAAAGCGUGUUCAAUUCAACCGCCUGGAUUGGACUGUACAAUGAUAUCAACAGCUGGAGAUGGUCUUAUCAGGACGAGAGCCUCAAUUUCACAAAAUGGUAUCCUGGAGAUCCUGAUAACGCUGGUACAGGAGAGGAGUGUGCUGUAUUAAGAUCUGAAGGAUAUUGGUUUGAUAGAUACUGUACUUACACAAGAGAAUUUCUGUGUUUUGAUGUACAGAACAGCACGGUGAAAUAUUACUUAAUCACUCCAGCAAAGACAUGGAAGGAAGCUCAACAAUACUGCAGAGAUCGAUUUACAGACCUGGUCACCAUUAGAAAUCAAACAGAAAUGGAGCUGUUAAUAAAUCUGAUGCAUUUGUCGGGAGGAUAUUGGAUUGGAUUAUUCAGGGAUUCAUGGAAGUGGUCGGAUCGGUCCAAUCUUUCUUUAUCAAACCAACUGGCUGCUGAUUCUCUGAAUGGAGAACAUGAAAACUGUGCUACUACAAAUUAUUAUGGAAACUUUGAAGAUUGGCUUUGCUCUACAACUUUUUACUUCUAUUGCAAUACUGUGAAUAUAAAAAGGCAGUUUGUGAGGGUGCAGGUGAACUCCAGUAUGGACAAUAUGAGUGAUGUUGAACUGCAGAGACUUGUGUUACAGAAGUUACAGCAGAUUCUCUCUGGACUGAUGGUAGAUGGUGAGGUUACACUGACGUGGAGGAAGCAACUGAAUGGAAAAGUCUUUCAGAAGAGAAGGGGUUCACUAUAAAGUGUAUUCUCUUAAGUUAAUUUUGUUUUUGAAAACACACUUCUGAAGAAUUUAAUCUGAAUAUUAAUUCAUUUCAUUGUAUGUAAAUUUCAGAGACAAACUCAUUAAAAAUAAUCCCAAUAUUUAUUUUGAAAAUGAACACCUACAUGUAAUCUGAAGAAAACUUAGACGUAUUGUCCACUUUUUUAAGUUAAAGGUUUCUCCUAUCAAUGUUUGAUGUACAAAAGUCUGCAAAUAUUGUGAUGGGUCGAAAUUAAACUUUUUUCUGUCUCAGGACAAAGCAAUUUUUUACGGGGGCACAGUGUGUACAUCUUACAAAAAUUUGUGCAUACACAGACAUUGGAAGAGAUAUUAUAGUGUCUUUUUCAUGGCACUCCCAAUUUUUACACAGAGAUUACGGAAAAUAUACAAAACAAUGCGUCCGGAAUUUGUCCGGGAUUGA